GUGUUGAAGUUCAUGUUACUCUCUGGGCCUUGGUGGAUGAGUGACCAAAUUGCACUGGCCAGUCCAUUCCCCCUCUAACCUAUGUUUAGUAUCAUUUUGUCCAUUAAUGAAUAUAAUGGGAUUUGGCUAUUCAUUUUCAGUCACAAUACAGUUUUGUUUCUUAGGAUAUAAUGGAGAUAACCUUUAAAGUGUUGAAGUUCAUGUUACUCUCUGGGCCUUGGUGGAUGAGUGACCAAAUUGCACUGGCCAGUCCAUUCCCCCUCUGUGAAUGGAACUUUCCACAAAGACCUGGUGAGAACACAACCAACCACAGGCUGCGAGUAAACUGCUCAGGACUGAGACUUGGGUCUGUGCCCUCUGGUCUGCCCUCUCAGAUGAAAGCCCUGGAUCUGAGUUAUAAUAACAUCACUGAAAUCAAGUGGUUUGACUUCACACACGACUUAUGUCGUGUCACCCAGCUCAUCCUUAGUCACAAUUCCCUUGGAAAGAUUGAUGGUGGGGCUUUGUCCAGCCUGCUUGGAUUGAAGGAGCUGAAUCUCAGUAGUAACACACUUGCUGUUGUGACUGAGGAGAUGUUUCAGGGGCUAAGGGACCUCAAAGUGCUUGAUUUGAGACAUAACCAGCUACACUGGAUCCAUAAAAUGGCAUUUAAUGACCUGGCAAACUUGAAGGUCUUAUGGCUUCAGAACAACAACCUUCGUACUGUUCCAGAUGCUGUUAACUUACUAUCUGGGUUAAACACGUUGUCACUGGGAACAAAUCAGCUUUCUCAGCUGCUGACUGGAGAUCUCAAUCGUUGCACAGACCUAAAGACACUGCAACUGGAGGACAAUGAGAUAUCCAUUUUGGCGGCUGGAACAUUUCAAAACCAUGAAAAUCUGAGGACUGUUGAUUUAAGUUCUAACCGUCUGGAGGAGCUCCAUGACACCAUGGUUACGUUUUUCUGGGAGCGGGGAGUCAACCUGCAUCUCCAUGGCAACCCUCUGAGGUGCGGCUGUGGAUCUGGGCAGGCGGGUGAGGGUCCUGCAUGGCUGACUGACACCGUGCUGUGUCAGGGCAUCGGAACCCUGCGGAGGGAAAAAGCACCUCUGAGGGUCCAUAAAACGGUCACACUUACUGGGGCUCCAGGGCAAUCUCUGAUGAUUCCGUGCAGGGACAAGUAUCAUGGAGGAAUGAUUAAGUAUUGGAAGACUCCUGUUGGAUGGCUGACGAGCAGAAACUCCUGCCACAGCUACAGUGACAUGAAAUGCCACUGCAAUGGAAGUCUGACUAUAGCUCCGCGGAGCUUCCGUUCAAAGCGGGAGCAGCCAGAGGACAGCACACCCCCGAAGGGCUGUGACAACGUAGUUGACUCCAACAGUGCAAUUCCAGUUAGCGUAGACCAGGAAACUCCUGAGACUGAUCUCCAACAGGAACCUCCCGAGACUGAUCUCCAACAGGGGGACCCAGAGACUGGCUCCAACAGUGUAAUUCCAGCCAACGCAGACCAGGAACCUACAGAGACUGAUCUCCAACCAGAACCUCCAGAGACUGAUCUCCAACAGGAACCUCCCGAGACUGAUCUCCAACAGGGGGACCCAGAGACUGGCUCCAACAGUGUAAUUCCAGCCAACGCAGACCAGGAACCUACAGAGACUGAUCUCCAGCCGAAGGCCCCAGUGGCACCAAGGCCGACAGCGAGACGGAGCAGAGUGAUCAAGCUCUACAACUAUAACGAAGAUGGCGAACAUUACAGUCACAUCAGAGACCCAGAGGGGGAGGACAUUGACAGAGUGCCCCAGCCAAAGCAAAGGACAAGGUCCCUGAUCCGCCUAAACGCCAUCAUGAGCUCUGUGGAGACACCAGCCCUCAGCACAAACACAGGCCCACAGGUGCAGUCAGACCAGGAGUCCGAACUUGCCCACUCAAGUGAGGAGGAGGGAUCCAUUAGUGACAGGCAGCACAUUCAAUAG
This is a messenger RNA of Alosa sapidissima (American shad), 1952 nucleotides long. RefSeq names its product leucine-rich repeat transmembrane neuronal protein 3. Gene Ontology annotation, molecular function: protein binding. Lineage: Eukaryota; Metazoa; Chordata; Actinopteri; Clupeiformes; Clupeidae. The record is from RefSeq and is a predicted model, not a curated record. The transcript has 5 exons. The coding region runs from base 171 to 1952 and encodes 593 amino acids.